This is a messenger RNA of Malassezia pachydermatis, 486 nucleotides long. RefSeq lists its product as hypothetical. Lineage: Eukaryota; Fungi; Basidiomycota; Malasseziomycetes; Malasseziales; Malasseziaceae. Bases 1 to 486 code for a protein of 161 amino acids. The transcript is spliced from 3 exons. The record is from RefSeq and is a predicted model, not a curated record.
AUGUACCGCGCGGCGUUUGUGGAAACGCCGGCUAUCCGGAUGAAAUGGUUCAUGGAAAUGGUCGACAGGGAGGACGCAGCGUCGAAGACUCGCGGUUCGGGAGAUAUGGACGUAUCGCAGUCCCAAAGCAGCGACGUGUAUAGGCAGCAACGCAGCAUCCCGCCAUCGCCUGCUAUGCCAACCAAAGCGCGUAUGCGCUACGAUAACCAGGAGUUCCAGACUACAUGGGGCCUGGGUGAAUCCUCGUCGAUCCUUCCGCUGCCGUUGGAGACGGAAAUCAACGCACGGCCGAGCCAGACGUUCCCAGGUCUCGAAACUGUGGAUGAGGCAGAGAGAUCGCUUCGCAACUCUCAAACAAGUACAUUACAGCCCGAAGAGCCACGUGUUCUUCGUUUUGACGAGGAUCAGCGGCUUGUUAGUCGCCCAGUGUCGGAUCUCCCCGCCCGUGAAUCGAUCAUUUCUACACGGCGCGCUCCUGUAAACUAG